AUGACAACCUUUGUGGAUAUAAUCCGCGCUUUUCUGGCUCAAUUCACCAUGCCUAUUGCCAAAGUGAAGUACCCGAUAAAUUUGCUAGGGGUGACACAGAGAAGUGAAAAACCGACCAAGAAGUACCUGGAUAGAUUCAAUGAUGAAUGUUUGGAGAUUGAUGGCCUGACCGACUCGGUGGCCAGUUUAUGCUUGACGAACGGGUUGCUGAACGAAGAUUUCAAAGAGCACCUUACCACCAAGUCCAUGUGGACGAUGCAAGAAAUCCAAAAUGUGGCUAGGGAGUAUAUCAAUGACGAAGAGGUUAACCAAGUCGUGGCAGCUAACAAACAGCAGCCGCCUAUCAUACUGCUCGUCAGCCCGGUAACGGAGAAAGGCCUAAGGAGCACCCCAUGGACGGAGCGCCAGCUAAAGCCUUCAAGCCCCCCGAUCGUCGGGGUAUACCAGCAGAUAGCUGACAAAGACAUCCUGUCAAAGCCCCAACAACUCAAGGAUAGAACUGGAGGGAACAAAAACCUCUACUGCGACUACCACAAGGGCUUCGACCAUAAGACUCAAGAUUGUUUCGAUUUGAAGGAUGCUCCGGAGCAGGCGAUACGGGAAGCGGACAUAACCCGCGCUUUCUUGGCUCAGUUCACCACUCGCAUUGCCAAAGCGAAGCACCCGAUCAACUUGCUAGGGGUGACGCAGAUAAGCGGGGAACCGACCAGGAAGUACCUGGACAGGUUCAAUGAUGAAUACUUGGAGAUUGACGACUUGAAUAACUCGAUAGCCAGAUUAUGCUUGACGAACGGAGUUGCUGAACGAAGAUUUCAGGAAGCACCUUACCACCAAGCCCGUGUGGACGAUGCAAGAAAUCCAAAAUGUGGCUAG
Arachis stenosperma is the source of this 873-nucleotide messenger RNA. RefSeq lists its product as uncharacterized. The record is from RefSeq and is a predicted model, not a curated record. Lineage: Eukaryota; Viridiplantae; Streptophyta; Magnoliopsida; Fabales; Fabaceae. The transcript is spliced from 3 exons. The coding region runs from base 1 to 873 and encodes 290 amino acids.